AUGCUGGUUACGUUACAACAAUGUGCAGAGAGCCGCUCGUCGUGCGGCGCGAGCAGCGGCUCGGAGGGCUCGGAGGGGCGCGCGUCGUGGCGCGUGACCCUCGACCACGACCUGGUGGAGACGCUGAGCGCCAUCUACCCGGAGUGGUUCAAGCCGCAGCCGCGUCGCGAGCGCAGCCGGCCCGCCUCGCCGGCCUCGCCCGCCUCGCCCGUCUCUCCGCCGCCCUCCGACGACACCUUCAGUUCGGGCGCGGAGGAGAUGGCCGGGCGGCAGGCGAGCAUCAGUGGCGCCAGCGAGCCGGCAAGCUCGCCGCCGCGCGUCUCGCCCCCUAAGGUGGUCGUGGACGACAGCCCCCUCCAACCGGCCAUGGGGAAACACAAGGAGUCGUUGAAAGUGAAGCUGACGAUGCGGCGUCCACUCAAUCAGCUGGUAGCACAGGGUAUAAUGCCGCCGUUAAACACGCCAGCUGCGUAUUUUGAACAAUGCAAGCAACUGGAACGGGCAAAGACUGGAGAUUUGCUAAAAGCAAAAAUACAGCGACGGCCUGAUCGCCAGGAGCUUGAGCGGCGACAUAUUUUAGAACAAGAGAGUCAUGUGGAUCCCAGUUUGGCGGAGAAACAACGAAUGUUGAAGAAGGCACGGUUGGCCGAUCAGUUGAACGACCAAUUAUCUCACAGGCCGGGACCACUCGAGCUCAUCAAAAAAAACAUAUUACAUACUGAAGAGAAUAUAGAAACUGCUGUUAAGAGCGGUACCUUAGCAUUCAAAGCGACAAGCGAAGGCUCCUCGGGGCGACCCCAGCAUCCUUCGUCGUACUGUGGGCCCCCCGAAGAAGUGUCGCCGUCGCCCUCCCCGCCCUCCACCUUGUCGCCGGUCAGCGUCGCCUCGCCGCCCCAACACCCCGCGCCGGGGAAGGACAAAAAUCGAAAGAAGAACAAACAGAAGCAGCAGCAGAAGUCCCGCUUGAAGUUCCACGAGUACAAGGGCCCGCCGAACGCCCAAAAGGCGUCCUCGCCCCCCGGCUCCGUGGAGACGCCGUACGAGCUCCUGCUGCAGCAGCAGCAGCUGCUCCUGCAGCUGAGCUGCCCGCUGCUGCUGCCCGCCUCGCCGGCGCCCUCCUCCGCCGCCUCCGUCGCCUCGGACUCGUCGGACGCGUUCCCCGCGCCGCCGCCGCCGCCGCCCCCGCCCGCCCCCUGCGCGCCCCUCGCCGCCGCGCGCUUCGAGGACAUGAAGGUGUCGGACCUGAGGGCCGAGUGCAAGCGCCGCAACCUGCGCGUCUCCGGCCCCAAGCCGCAGCUCAUCGACCGCCUGCGGCCCUACCUCGCGGAGAUGCACGAGGAGGUGCCCAAGUCGCCCGUCUCCAUCGCCUCGCCCGAAAUGCGCGACCCCGACCCACCGGAGGACAUCGUCCAGUCGCAGAGGCGCCAGAUAGAGGAGCUUGAGAGAAAAUUGGAGGCGUCCCGUCAGCAGCUCGAGGCGGUGCGCAGGGAGGCGGCGGGCGCGGCCGCCAGCGACCAGAGCCGGCGGCUGCUGCAGGCGCACCUGUGCGUGACGCAGCUGCGCGCGCAGCUGGACGCGCUGCAGCACGCGCCCGCGCCCGCGCCGCGCUACCUGCUCGCCGACACGGCGCCCGAGCGGCUCGUGCGGCUCUUCACCGUCACGCCGCCGGCCGCCGCGCCCGAGGCCGCCGCCGACGCACAACCGAAGACCGCCAACCCCGCCUACAUACUCAACGGCGUCAAAGUCGUCCCGAUAGCGAUACUGCCCACGCACUUCGAACCGGAGCGCGCACCCCCACCCCCGCCCCCUCCGCCGAUGCCUCAGGCGCCACUGUCCAUCCAAGAUAGCGAAGAUAGCCGCAUCAUGGACGACGUGCUGGAGAUUCUGGUCGAAAACGGUGAAUUGCCCCCGUCCGCGGUCGAGGACGUCGCAGUGGACCGCACGAUUGAUGCCGGCUACUUGACCAGCGGCUCGAACGAGUUCUCCCCAGCGGAUGUUUUAAGCGACGAUAUGCUAGGCGACACGCACGUGCGCGACUCGCUCGCCGCCGACGAACUUCAACGGGAGCUUAACGACAUACAAAACGAGAUCAUGAACCACGCCGAUAUGCACGCGGUGAGCGACUCGAGCCGAUGCGACAUAGACGCCACGGCGGCGGACAUCGACGCGGAGCUGAGCGUAGACCUGCUCGGCGGCAACGGCUUCCACUCUGACUUCGGCGCGACGGGCCAGAGCUCCGACGGCCACGACGACUUCUUCGGUAGGCUGCUGUCGGGCGACUGCGACGAUAAGCCGCAGAUGGCCAUGGACAUCGUGGACGACGUGCCCGAGCGGAUGAGCAUGACCCCGCUGACCAACGGCGACAUCCUGGAGCACGACCGCACCGGCUUCGAGGACAUGGACGACCUGUCGCUGCCCUCGUUCCAGAACGAGGAGUCGCGCCACGGCGGCUACGAGGAGCGCGCGUGCGAGUUCGACCUGAAGGACUUCGAGGGGCUCGGCGCCCACGUGGGUAUGGACGGCGACGGCUACGACAUGGACACGGAGCUGAUCCCGAACCUGUUCGGGCGCGGGCACGUGCCGCAGUGCGACCCGCUGCUGGGCGGCGUGCUGCCGCGGCCGCCGCCCCGCCCCGCGCGCAAGCACUACUCCUGGGACCGCAUAGAGUUCGACGCCACU
Iphiclides podalirius (scarce swallowtail) is the source of this 2679-nucleotide messenger RNA. Lineage: Eukaryota; Metazoa; Arthropoda; Insecta; Lepidoptera; Papilionidae. The record is from the annotation of a GenBank genome assembly.